AGAGCGUACGAGUGGAAGACAUUCUUGUACCACAGGUGACAGACAACUCUGCCUGUUAUAUCGUUGGUAUUACUUUAACUGGUGUUCGGUUGCAGUAUAAGAUUAUUUUUGGAGCAUAACUAUUUUAAAUACGGGAGUGGCGAAAAAUUGUGUCAAACGUGUGGAAUCAUGAUGGAAUUACAUGUAAGAUCUGAUAAAUACUUUUCUGAAAGUAAAGUCUGCUGUGUGAAUGGAAAUUGGGGGGUGGAAGAUAUAAGGUCGCAUGCUUUGGUCCACAAGUUACCACGGAAGGAACAGUUCUUAUUGUUAAUGAAACAUCCAUACACUGUGUAUUUCAAAGGUAGACUGUGCGUCUCUGUACUGAAGGGGAAUGUUGAAGUUCUAGGCUGCAGUAUGAGUGCACGAACUAGCGCUGGACGGGUAGUGUAUUCACCGAAAGGGUCCAGCAUGUUGAGCAUAGAAACCUGCUUCCCAUUUCCCCCCAAUGACCUCGAUUAUGAAGUUAUGGAUAAAAACCUGGAUGUCUUCAAUUUAGGACUUUCGGAAGACAUAAUAGCGAAAAUGCGUCACCGAGACUGCGUGAUCUUGCUAGAAGCACCACGGCCUAGUCUUCUGGAGGGCUACAUGAAGACUUUGCCGCCAUUUAUGCAUUUAUUUACAUUUACUGAAAUGAAAGAAAGGAAUGCCAAAGAAAGAGAAGGUAGCCCUUUUUACAAAGUAGAAGAGAUGUUGCAAUGUGUGUUUGAGUUACCACAUACGGCCAGACACAUGAAACGACAUCGGAAAGGCCCCGACUGGGAUGAAACUGCUAAUAGCAUAAUCAAGGAGUCAUCUUGCACAGUGGUGUGUGGUGGGAAAGGUGUCGGCAAGUCAACCUUCGUUCGGUUUCUGAUCAAUCGGAGCCUGCCAUUGUUUGGACAGGUCUUGUGCUUGGACUUUGACCCUGGACAGCCAGAGUUUACCAUUCCAGGUUGUGUGUCUGCUGUUAUUGUUAAGGAGCCACUUCUGGGACCAAGUUUCACACACCUCAGUACACCAGAAUGCAUGGUAUUUAUUGGGGAGGUAAACAUCUCCCAGUGCCCUGCCCAGUACAUGGAGAGCGUUCAGUAUGUAACAUCUUACUGCCACUCUCAACCUGAGCUGAUGAGGAUGCCAUGGAUUGUCAACACAAUGGGUUUCAAUAAAGGAGUUGGUGUGGACAUAACAACAUCCGUGAUCCGCUUGCUAAAACCACAGCAUGUGAUUCAAAUCCAGAGUGUGAAUGCUGAGUUCAACUUCCCUGAACUGCUGUGUCCAUCAUAUGUGUGUAGCUACCAGAACAGAUUCUGUGAGCUGCCUUCUGGUCCAUGUGAUUCUUUGCAGUAUGUCCUACAUACCAUGAAGACAGUGGCAGAAGACAGGAAAGCAAUGUCACCUUGGGGCAUGGGAGCACCACAGUUACGAGAGGCUGUGAUACUGUCAUAUCUCAGUCAGAUGGUGCAGCCACCGAAAUAUAUCCUCACAGAAACAGUGCCAUACAUGACCCUAUUCUCCAAGGUCACACUGUGUGUGUGCCAUGUAAAGCUGCCAUUCUAUCAGAUACUCAGUGCUUUUAAUGGAAACUUGGUGGCCCUGUGCUCUUACAGUGGUACCAUGACCCUAUUGCCAGAUGAUCCACAACUGCCCUCUGUUUUAGGACAACAGCCAGUCUGCCCUUGUUUGGGGUUUGGUGUGGUACGAGGCAUUGAUAUGCAAGAGAAGCGUCUGUUCCUAAUUACUCCAAUUCCAGAAGUCAUAUUGAGUAGUGUUAACUGCCUGAUGCUGGGAACAGUCAUGCUUCCCAGUUAUGUAUAUGUUCAUGCUAGCGAACAUGAGGGUGAAAUACCCUAUGUGGCUACUGGACUGGGCCAUCCACUGAGUAAGGUAGCUGGUCGCUUUUUUCGUCCAUUGAAACCUGCAUAUGGCACCAGGAAAAAAUAGUUUCACUGUGUGUAACUCAUCACUGCAUAUGUUCUAACAGUUUUUGUGAUCUAUGUUACAAAUGAAGAAAAUAAACUGUUUUUAAUAUAAGUCAAUAAAACAAACAUGGUUGGUUCUGUU
Zootermopsis nevadensis is the source of this 2079-nucleotide messenger RNA. RefSeq names its product polynucleotide 5'-hydroxyl-kinase NOL9. The record is from RefSeq and is a predicted model, not a curated record. Gene Ontology annotation, molecular function: polynucleotide 5'-hydroxyl-kinase activity. Lineage: Eukaryota; Metazoa; Arthropoda; Insecta; Blattodea; Termopsidae. Gene Ontology annotation, biological process: cleavage in ITS2 between 5.8S rRNA and LSU-rRNA of tricistronic rRNA transcript (SSU-rRNA, 5.8S rRNA, LSU-rRNA). Gene Ontology annotation, cellular component: nucleus.